CCACAGGCUUCCUUCCUUCUACCCUCGCUGCACUGCACGGUUCAAACCGGGCGGCUUCGCUCGCUCGCCGGCCGUUCUAAAGACGGGACGCGACGCGAGGGCGGCUUCGUUUUCAGCGGGAGCGGAGGGGCUUUAGCGCUUUGGCCCUCUGCUUUUCCACCCGUUUUAGCGAAAGCUUGGGCCUGCUUGUUGUUAUUGCUCCGGAAAAGGCAGCCGCGAGAGCGCCCGCCCGCCGCCCGCUGUUCCUCGCCUCGUUCUCUUCCUCGCUAAGCAACCGGGCGGGUGGAGGCCCGACAGGCGACCAGGGCUUGGUCGCCGCGGCCUGCCGGGAAAAGCGAGGGCCCGCAGGCCGCAGGAUAAGAAGCGGCGGAGAGCCGGAGGGACCCGCGGAGUCCGUCCGAUCAGAUCGUGCCUCUCCGUUUGGUUGUGCGAGGGAAGGAAGGGAGAGUGGUCGGUGAGAUGGCGGAGAGGGCGUGGGUUGUGCUAGCGCUCUUGGGAGCCGUCCAGCUCCUUCGUCUUCCUCUCGCAGCGCCGCAAUCCUUCAUCGGCAUCAACUACGGCGACGUGGCGGACAACCUCCCGCCGCCGUCGUCCACCGCGCGCCUCAUCCAGUCCACGACCAUCUCCAAGGUCCGCCUCUACGGCACCGACCCGGCCGUCGUCUCCGCCUUCGCCGGCACGGGGAUCUCCCUCCUCCUCGGCGCCGCCAACGGCGACAUCGCCAACCUCGCGUCCUCCCCCGCCGCGGCAGCCGCUUGGGUCGCCGCGCACAUCCCGGCCUCGUCGCCGGCGGUCUCCACCGUCUCCAUCGGCAACGAGGUCCUCUUCGCCGACGCAUCGCUCGCCUCGCAGCUCGUCCCGGCCAUGCAGAACCUGUACAGCGCGCUGCCGCCCAACUCCAGCAUCAAGGUCUCCACCGUGCACGCCAUGGACGUGCUCGCGAGCUCCGACCCGCCGUCCUCCGGCGCUUUUAAGCCGGAGCUCGACGCGGCGCUCGACCCGGUCCUUGCGUUCCUGAGCAAGACCGGCUCGCCGUUCCUCAUCAACCCGUACCCCUACUUCGCCUACCUCAGCGACCCGCGGCCGGAGACGCUGGCCUUCUGCCUGUUCCAGCCCAACGCCGGGCGGCCGGACGCCGGGUCCGGGCUCACGUACACCAACAUGCUCGACGCGAUGCUGGACGCCGUGCGCGCGGCGCUGGACGCCAAGGGCUACAAGGACGUGGAGAUCGUCGUCGCCGAGACCGGGUGGCCGCACAAGGGCGACCCCGACGAGGCCGGCGCCACGCCGGAGAACGCGCGCGCGUUCGUGUCGGGCCUCGUGUCCCACCUGCGGUCGCUGGCCGGCACGCCGCGCGUGCCCGGCAAGUCGGUGGACACGUACAUCUUCGCCGUGUACGACGAGGACCUCAAGCCCGGCAAGGGGUCGGAGCGCUACUUCGGGCUGUUCCAGACCAGCCUCACCGAGACGUACCCGACAGGGCUGGUCCGGAACGGCACGGCCGGGCUGGGGCCGGCCGUGGCGCCGGCGCAAGCACCAACGUCGUCGGUGCAGCCGGCGCCGGCGCUGCCAAAGCCAGGGCAGCAGCCACAGGUGACUCCAGCGCAGCAAGGCUCGGCAGCGGUGGCGGGGGCUUCCAGCCCCUGCGCGCCGGGGACUGCGACGGCGAGGGGAGCUGCCGUCGCUUGCCCCCGUCAUAGUUCUGCCCAAUCGUCUCGCACUUUCUCAGUGCUAACUAUCAUUGCUGGCCUUUUGUGCCCAGCUUUGCAGAUGUUAAUAUGACCUUUCUCUUUAGAAGCUUUUCCCAGCCAAUGUAUUAUGUAAUAUGGAGGCAACUUUUGUAUUUCAGUGUGUGGCUCCUUCACGAUCCAAGCAACGCGUCAAGAUUUCAAUUUUCCAAGUG
Messenger RNA from Panicum virgatum (switchgrass), 1903 nucleotides. Its product is annotated as glucan endo-1,3-beta-glucosidase 7-like. Gene Ontology annotation, cellular component: plasma membrane. Gene Ontology annotation, biological process: carbohydrate metabolic process. Gene Ontology annotation, molecular function: hydrolase activity, hydrolyzing O-glycosyl compounds. The transcript is spliced from 3 exons. The record is from RefSeq and is a predicted model, not a curated record. Bases 460 to 1782 code for a protein of 440 amino acids. Lineage: Eukaryota; Viridiplantae; Streptophyta; Magnoliopsida; Poales; Poaceae.